UCCGCUCUAGUCUCUUUCUUGAAUAUCAGAAUCAGAAGUCUCCGAAUUUUCACACACUCUUCACCCUCAGAAAAACACACAAUGCACGCCAAGACGGAUUCGGAAGUGACGAGUCUGGCGCCGUCGUCGCCGGACAACCGGCCGCCGGUGUACUACGUGCAGAGUCCGUCGCGCGACUCGCACGAUGGGGAGAAGACGACGACGUCGUUCCACUCUACGCCGGUGCUGGGGAGCCCCAUGGGGUCGCCGCCGCGAUCGCACUCCUCUGUCGGCCACCACUCCAGGGAGUCGUCCACCAGCCGCUUCUCCGGAUCGCUCAAGCCCGGAUCGAGGAAGGUAUCGCCCAACGACGUCGGAUCUGGGGGCAGGGGGCCUCGCAAGGGCGGACAGGGGAAUUGGAAGGACUUUGAUGUGAUUGAAGAAGAAGGAUUGCUGGAAGAUGAGGAGUCGCAGAAAGGUCUGCCGCGUAGAUGCUAUUUCCUUGCUUUUGUUGUCGGAUUUUUUGUGCUGUUUUCGUUUUUCGCCUUGAUUUUGUGGGGAGCUAGCAAACCGCAGAAGCCUAAGAUCACGAUGAAGAGCAUUACAUUUGAGAGAUUCAUGGUUCAAGCUGGUUCGGAUUCAACGGGUGUAUCGACAGACAUGAUCUCUGUUAACUCGACACUGAAGCUCACCUACCGUAACACAGGCACAUUUUUUGGAGUUCACGUUACCUCAACUCCGGUCGCUCUCACCUACUCGCAGCUCACCAUUGGCUCUGGCACCGUGAAGAAGUUCUAUCAGUCACGGAAGAGCCAGAGGCACAUGGUUGUGACCGUAUUAGGCGACAAGAUCCCGUUGUAUGGUAGUGGAGCUAGUUUGAGCACCUCGACUGGGAUCACCACGCUCCCUGUGCCGCUCAAACUGGAGUUCACAGUUCGGUCGAGGGCUUCUGUUCUGGGCAAACUGGUGAGGCCGAAAUUCUACAAGAAGAUCGAAUGCCCCAUCAUUUACGACGUCAAGAAGCUCAAUGUGCCCCUCUCCCUCAAGAAUUGCACUUACAGUUAAGGGGAGGGGAGGGGAGAUCAUCAUAUUUUUCAGCUAUUAAUACAUGGGCUUAGUUAAUUAAAUAAGAACGCUAUCAAUUAUUCACGUGUCUGUUUAUAUAUUACAGAGGCCAUUGUAUGGCUUAUUAAUUUAAUUUAUUUUUGGUACA
Salvia hispanica is the source of this 1192-nucleotide messenger RNA. RefSeq lists its product as uncharacterized. The record is from RefSeq and is a predicted model, not a curated record. NCBI's taxonomy places the organism in Eukaryota, Viridiplantae, Streptophyta, Magnoliopsida, Lamiales, Lamiaceae.